AUGAACUCUAGAUACACCUUACGGUCAAGUAAUGAAAACUCUAAUUGUCUUCAAAAAAAAGUGGUACUUCCUCAACCAAUUCAAGUUUGGCUUCAACAAAGGAAGUGUGACUGUUAUGCUCAUCUUAUUAAAGAAAGUACUGAUUCUAACUCAAAUGCUCCUACUUUAAUUCACUUAUUUAAGAAAAUAACAACUCUUGGAAGACAGUCUAAAUGUGAUGUUGUUUUUGAUAGUUUAAUUCAUCCUAUGAAUAUAUCACGAAUUCAUGCUAAACUUGAAAUGACUGCUGAUGGUGUUGUUAUUUCUGACCUUUCUACAAAUGGGAUUUUUGUUAACAAUGAAAAGGUUACUUUUAAAACUUUAAGGGAUGGGGAUCUUAUUACCUUGGCUGGAGGAAAAAGUAUUGAAAUAGGAACAAUUUUUAAACAACCAUCUUCUUCUUUCAACUUCAGAUAUGAAGUUCUUAAAAAAGGAGAAAGUCCUACUACUAACAUUGAUAAUACUAGUGAUUUUUUAACUAGUACUUCUGAAAAUUGUUUAGAUACUGUUUCAGAUGAAUAUUACUCAAUGAAUCUAAGAGCUAAUACUGUAAGGGGAAAUGUUACUUGUCCGAUGUGUAAGAAACUAUUUGUUGUUCCUAUAACACUAAGUUGUGGUCAUACCUUUUGUUAUACAUGUGAUUUAGAAUAUUCAAUGAAAUAUGGAAAUUGUUAUGAAUGUCCUAUUUGUUUUCAAAAAGCAAGAACAAGAACUAAAUCGAUUGUUAUUGAAUCAAUUGUUGAUAAUAUUAUUAAAGGAGAUACUCAAAGAGAUAAAAGUCUCUUUGAAGAACGUCAAAGAUUUGCAAGAAUGUAUUUAUUAAACACUCCUACAUUAUAUGGAAAAAUUAAUGUUUCAAAAUUACCUUAUGGUUUUGGAGAAUGGAAAGAAGAACAAAAACUAGAAGUUCAAAAGUUAAUGUCUAUUGUUAGUGGAAUUGAAAGAGAAAAUUGGUUUGUUGCUUUAGGAAUAACAAAGUUUGAUUUGAUUCAUGCCUCAAAUGAUAUUAUCAUUCAAACAUUAAGAAACUUAAAAAUUAAUUUUAAUGACUCUGAUGAUCCUAAAAUUAAAUUGGCACUAAUUUUCGUGUAUAUCAACACAAACCCAACUAUCCCACAAUAA
Entamoeba histolytica HM-1:IMSS is the source of this 1161-nucleotide messenger RNA. RefSeq lists its product as uncharacterized. Gene Ontology annotation, cellular component: nucleus. NCBI's taxonomy places the organism in Eukaryota, Evosea, Mastigamoebida, Endamoebidae. The transcript has a single exon. Bases 1 to 1161 code for a protein of 386 amino acids. Gene Ontology annotation, molecular function: ubiquitin-protein transferase activity; protein binding. Gene Ontology annotation, biological process: ubiquitin-dependent protein catabolic process; mitotic cell cycle checkpoint signaling; protein ubiquitination. The record is from RefSeq and is a predicted model, not a curated record.